Messenger RNA from Podospora pseudocomata, 1252 nucleotides. RefSeq lists its product as uncharacterized. The record is from RefSeq and is a predicted model, not a curated record. The coding region runs from base 187 to 1056 and encodes 289 amino acids. Gene Ontology annotation, molecular function: acyltransferase activity, transferring groups other than amino-acyl groups. NCBI's taxonomy places the organism in Eukaryota, Fungi, Ascomycota, Sordariomycetes, Sordariales, Podosporaceae. The transcript has 2 exons.
CGACCGGAGCCUCGCCAUUAUUACCUAUUGUGUCUCCAAAGUUUGUAUUUGGUGGAAUGGUAAUCCUCGACAAGGAAUUUCUUCAUAAGUGCACACAAAGACAGUUAAUUUGUAACAAGAUGGGAACCGACCAGUUUAUUUUUCUCAUUUUCAUGUUUUUCACGAUCAUUUGACAUUGUUUGCCGCAUGGAUUUCCCUCCGCUGGGCCACCUGCGUAUCGCAAGCCCCGACGAUGUUCCUCGCAUUAGCGUCGUGGCAACUGCCGCUUUUCGAUACUCUCCUCUGUUCGAGUGGGAACGUCCCAAUCAUGCAAAGUACCCCGAAGACACAAUCGAGUCGUACCGCGCCCAAUUCCUGGAUGCCAUCCAGAGCGACGAUCAUAUAGUCCUAGUCCGGGAGGACGCUUACUUGUGCGAUGAAAACAACAAGACAGCUGCCAUCAUACCGGACAACACCGGUUGGACUGCUCCCAAGGCUGGUGAACGGGUCAUUGUCGGUGUUAUUUCCAUUAAACUCGACCCAGGCUCUCCUCAUGUUGGUAAAUUGAAAAAUAAUAAUGGUUGUUAUCUCGCAACUCCACAUAGCCUGAAUCGAGACUUAAACCAACGCCACUAUGACGAGUGGGGCCUUCUCUCUGCUACCGCCAAAAGGAAAAACAGAGUCCACAGACACUCCACCAUCAGCAUGAUAGUCGUUCACCCGGCAUACUGGAGACGUGGCUACGGCACUCAGCUGGCAACAUGGGCUAGAGACCUCUCAAGAAUGGACAGGAUCCCUCAGUGUGUCAGCGCUGCGCCCAUGUCCCAGUGUCUGUUCAUGUCUCUGGGAUUCCGGGAGAUCGACGCAAUUGUGGCUGAAGGAGAUAAGGAUGACCCUAGAGGAGUCAAAACACUGUUGCUGGAGUUCGGACGCGAAUACCGCGGCGAGCUUUACCAACAUCUGAUUCUUCGUUGGAUUGUCAAGGUUACAAAGGACUCACUGGUGGGGCUCGUGAGGUGGACACAGCGUAGGUUGAAUAGGAUGCAGGUCCAGGGGAAUGAGAAAGGGGUUUGGUGAUUGUAGUUGUGGGACCAAGGGUAAAAGACCAAACACCAACUGGAAACACUCUUUAGGAGAUUUCAUGCAUCAGAGAGGACAUUAUCACGCUCUUUCAUGACCUCUCAAACCAGUCAGACAUGACUUCAAGAAAGAGCGUUCUUUUCACUGCCUACUGUUGAAUGAAUUAUUGAAUUCAUGAAUAUGACGACUGUCU